AUGUUCAAAAUUCAUUUGAACAACAACCAGAACUGUUAUCUAAAGGGUAUGGUGAGUGAUGAUAGUGGAGAGGCUUUCUGUUCUGAGAGUGGCCAUAGUUCUCAAGAUAAUGGAGAUGAUUUUGAUGACAGUGAAUACAAUGUGGAUGAGUCUAACAGACAAUUUGAUGUAGAUGUAGACAUGAUGGAAUUCCAUAAUGUUGUUGAUGUAAAUGAACAUGGAAUCUUGAACAAUCAUGCAAAAGAUAAAGGGAAUAACAUGAGGGGUGAUGAGUUGGAAGUUAUUGCCACUGAUGAUUAUCAAUUUGCGGGAUUUCAUGAAGAUGCUAGGAAGAGAAUGCUAAAAGAGUUGAGUAACUAA
Lactuca saligna is the source of this 360-nucleotide messenger RNA. NCBI's taxonomy places the organism in Eukaryota, Viridiplantae, Streptophyta, Magnoliopsida, Asterales, Asteraceae. The record is from the annotation of a GenBank genome assembly.